UGCUUGGCUGCGGCCGAGGUUCUUACGGUCCGCCGUAGACUCUCAGGUGCCUUUCGGGGGGAAGUUGUCAAGCCACAGCUUUUCGGGUGAGCCACACAUGACGGCUCCGACGUUAAGCCGUCUUCCGAGGACAGGCUCUCAUGUGGCUUCUGGAGGUCCAUGCAUCGCCAUGAGGGUUUCCACCAAUCAGGCAGCACGCUCUCCUGUAUCAUUACCUCAUACUCCGACAAGGAUGUCGUUCUUGGGAGCAGCGAGCUAAACCCCUUUCAGAGCAGCCCUAUUCCCAUAGUAACAAAAAAUAACAAUCCUUUACCUUUUUCUUUACCUCUCCGUCUGUACAUACAGUAGUGUCUUUCCAGCAAUCUGCAGCCAUGCAUGUACUAUGACUCU
Aspergillus pseudonomiae is the source of this 390-nucleotide messenger RNA. RefSeq lists its product as uncharacterized. The transcript has a single exon. The record is from RefSeq and is a predicted model, not a curated record. Lineage: Eukaryota; Fungi; Ascomycota; Eurotiomycetes; Eurotiales; Aspergillaceae. The coding region runs from base 160 to 348 and encodes 62 amino acids.